CCCUUCAAUAUUCUAGACUUAAUCUAAUUGCAAUAAUUUGCGUCUGAAAAUAUACUCUCUAUAUCUCUAUCUCUAUUAAAUUUCUGGAUUUCUUGUGGUUUCAUUAUGUGAUUUAUUUGAAAACAAUGUCUUUAAAUAUACCGGAAUGUCCACCCAGUUUGAAAAGUAUACAAUAUUAUCUUAAAACAGCAUCUGAGCAUGAUUCCCGAGACCCUGUUAUUGCCUAUUGGUGUCGUCUGCAUUCAUUACAAGUCGGACUUAAACUGACAACAAAAAAAACACCAGAAGAAACCAAGAUUUUAAUGACUAUCAUGGACUGGUUGGAAGAAGCUAAAAAGAUUAACAAGGAUAAUGAUGCAAUAUCUAAUGAGGUUGUGGCUCAAGCACAUUUGGAGAAUUAUGCUCUUAAGUUAUUUCUUUUUGCAGACAAGCAAGACAGAGAGCAAAAUUAUGGAAAGAAUGUGGUAAAAUCUUUUUUCUUGGCGGGAAUGAUUUAUGAUGUCCUUACCACUUUUGGUGAAUUGACUGAUGAAGCAGCCCAAAACAUGAAAUAUGCUAAGUGGAGAGCAGCUCAUAUUCACAGCUGCUUAAAGAAUGGAGAGAUGCCAGAAGCUGCAUCACAACCAUCUGAGGACAGUAACCAAAACCAAAAUGAAGCAGGAUCAAGUGAUGGUGGACAAGCAACAACUCAAGGACCCGCAGUCCCUACCAGCUUUCCACAAGAGUUUGGAUUUACUGAUAGCACUCUGUCCCAACCUGUUAUACCUACCACCUACAGCAAUUCGUUACCAGAUCCAAAUGCCGCAUUAAGAGCAGCAUCACAACUUCCCCCAGUACCUUAUACGCCUGACCCUAACCCUGGGGGUUUUGUACCAUAUGAUCCCUCAGAACAACCACAACCAUCUCCAUCUACAGCAUCUUAUGGAGAUAAUUCAAUGCUAGUUGCUCAGCUUAGUCCCGAUCAAAUUGCUAAGGCACAGAAAUAUUGCAAAUGGGCUAGCAGUGCAUUGAAUUACGAGGAUGUUAAAACUGCAAUUUCAAGUUUGAGAAAUGCUCUAGAGCUCCUUCAGACAGGACAUGAUCCGGCAUAAAGAUAUUAUUGUAUUGUAUUUAAUCAAAUUAUUAUAAGUAUUAAAGAUAUAUAAAUUCAUAUGUGAAUAUAAUGCAAAUUGUAUAUGCAAUUAAUAAAAUUAUCCUACGAAAUA
Molecule: messenger RNA, 1205 nt
Organism: Pieris brassicae (large cabbage white)
Lineage: Eukaryota; Metazoa; Arthropoda; Insecta; Lepidoptera; Pieridae
Gene: Vta1
Product: vacuolar protein sorting-associated protein VTA1 homolog
Exons: 5
Coding region: 126-1091 (321 amino acids)
Biological process (GO): late endosome to vacuole transport via multivesicular body sorting pathway
Cellular component (GO): multivesicular body
Source: RefSeq, a predicted model, not a curated record